UUCACACGACGGCCUAGAAAUGAAUACCAGAUUGCUUCGUCCUCCUCCUGCCCGGCCAUAGCAACGGAGCUGCAGAGCUGAAAAUCUCGCCGGUAACAGAGGAGAACAGUGACAGAGAUGUUGACGUCAUCGGUGGUGAACACUUACCCUUUGUCCAGCUAUACCUUCGGCACCAAAGAGCCGAAGAUGGAAAAGGACACCUCCGUCGCCGAUCGCCUUGCUCGGAUGAAAGUCAAUUACAUGAAGGAGGGAAUGAGGACUAGCGUUGAAGCAAUCUUAUUGGUGCAAGAGCAUAAUCAUCCUCAUAUCCUUCUUCUUCAAAUUGGGAACACAUUUUGCAAACUUCCUGGUGGACGUUUGAAGCCUGGAGAGAAUGAAAUUGAUGGUUUGAAAAGGAAACUCUCCAGCAAACUUGCAGCUAAUUCUUCUACUGUUCAGCCAGAUUGGCAGAUUGGUGAAUGUGUGGCCGUCUGGUGGAGGCCAAAUUUUGAAACAAUAAUGUAUCCAUAUUGCCCCCCACACAUAACAAAGCCCAAGGAGUGCAAAAAGCUCUAUGUGGUUCAUCUCUCUGAGAGGGAAUAUUUUGCUGUCCCCAAAAACUUGAAACUCCUUGCUGUGCCGCUGUUUGAACUAUACGACAAUGUUCAGAGAUAUGGACCAGUGAUAUCCACAAUUCCACAGCAGCUGUCUAGGUUCCAGUUCAACAUGAUCCAUCCAUAGUUCGACAAGAUUAAUGGAAAUCGGUCUCGUAUGAAAGAAUACUUGAACAAACAUUCCCUCCGGACGCUGUUCGUUAGUACUAGAUCUCUAGUUUUGGUUAUUUUACCUUAAACUGUUCUGAUACUUUCGUAUCGGGACAUGAUGUGGCGCAUAUGAUGUGAUUUAGAGUUGCUGUGUUUAUGCAGUGACUGUAGGUGUUGAGUGACUAUUGUCACAGACUUGCUCCUCUCUAUUUGUACAAAAUCAAAGACAAGUCUUUGUCCCGCAGUUUUCCUUCCUAUGAAUUGCCUUAAGUCAUUGAUUUGUUUUUGGACAGAGUUUUGAGUCAAAAUUAAAUCGAGCCAAAUUUU
Cuscuta campestris is the source of this 1070-nucleotide messenger RNA. The record is from the annotation of a GenBank genome assembly. NCBI's taxonomy places the organism in Eukaryota, Viridiplantae, Streptophyta, Magnoliopsida, Solanales, Convolvulaceae.